Molecule: messenger RNA, 3600 nt
Organism: Sclerotinia borealis F-4128
Lineage: Eukaryota; Fungi; Ascomycota; Leotiomycetes; Helotiales; Sclerotiniaceae
Source: the annotation of a GenBank genome assembly
AUGGAUAUGACUUCUUCCCACAACGGAGGCGAGCCUUCCGUCUUUGACCACACUGGACAACAACCUUCCUCUUACAGCUCGGCACCAUCAUUUGGUCCCAGUCUGCACCCACAACGCAUCACGCACCACGAUCAAAGUCGAAGCUAUGUCCCAAAACUCACCAUUUCACCGGCUCACUCUAUGAACUCUACCAAAAGCCAACAUUCCACUACAGACUCUCAGAUUGAGUUCAUCACAAACUUGAAAAUCCGCAUAGCAGUUCUGGAGAACGACGUAGCUCAUGCGACGCAAGCUAAGGAUGAGGCCAUAAAGAGUUCGGUCAUUAUCGCCAGGGCGUUGGGCAACGUUGCCAAUAAUCCGGAGCUAGCUACUAAAAAGCUACGAGCUCCCGAGGCUGAAGAAUUGGAGGAGUUACGUGUAGAAGUGAAGAGGUUGAGAAGAGAGAAUGGUGUGCUUUGGGGUCGAAUCGAGUCUCAGGAAGCUAGCCACAUGAUCACUCAUGACAACUCUGCAAGUGCAGUUUCUAAAGACAAAAACACUUACCAAGUUUCAAGUGAAGACUCCGACUACCCUCUCGCAAUCAAAUCACGCUUAACGCAUCCCAUCAUCGAUGCUGCCAUCAAGAAAAUCGGCGCACAGGACGAGCCCAAGCACUCCUAUCACUCAGUUGACCUCAACGAAGAAACAAAACUUCCCAACCAUGUCAAUCUCGAACGACUUGAAGACGGUAGUCUCGCAGUCCCGUCGGGAUACCCAGUCUUGUCCUCUACACCAAAAAGAAGAAAUAUCAAUGACAUCAAUACCUCAACACUCGACGACGUCCUCAGCUCCUCGGACGAUGAAGAACCAGAAGUCAAAAUCGAAGAUCAACUCCUCUACCAAGAACGCGCCAACGCAAACUUCAUCAACAUUCCCGCCCCCGCAGUCCUCAAAGCCGGCUUUGAAUUCUAUCCCGAGAAAGCUCUUCGUGGUGAUGAUUAUGCUAAUCGAGGAUAUGUCAACCGCAAUAACUAUUAUGCGCGUUUCAACAAUCGAAAUACCGGUAUGCCCACGGGACCAAAACCUUUCGAGUUUCCUCCUGAUUUGAGCGAGGGCACGAGUAUCUGGACUACACCUCAACAGAGAGAUGAUGAGAUUAAUAACCAUAUGCGAGCUGCUGAUUCCAGAGAUCAUAAGUUCCCUGAUUAUUUCAGAUAUGGUGUUGUUUAUGUUCCAAAGGAUGGCGAUCAUGAUACAUUGCGCGGGGUACAUAUUGGUGGACUUCCGAAGAACAUCGAGUUGAGAGAUGUACUUGCGAGAGUUCGAGGUGGGAGGGUUUAUUCGGCUGUGCUGCUCAAUACGAUGGCUAUCUCGGGAAGUAACUCCGCGCUCGUUACAUUUGUUGACGAGGCGGAUGCGGAGGCUUAUGUUCAAUAUGCUAAUGCUCAUCCUAUCGUCUUUGACUCCGAGGACUCCGACGAGGAAAAUGUGGUCAUGGCAAUUGUAACGCAUCUUCAUACCCCCACAUUCCCCUUCUCCCCCGCAAAACUCAAGACGAUUUUUGAGCUCAACCGUACCCGCAUCCUCACAAUCCGCAAUUUUCCAGAGAACCUCUCACUACGUCGUCUAGAAACUGAUUUGGCAUGUCGAACUGCGUUUAGGGCGGACAGUAUGCUAGAAUGGUAUAUGGAUGAGGAAGGCACCCUUCGGAUGGAAUUCUCUAGUAUGGAUGCGGCUGGUAGCGCAUUUGGCAUGCUGGCGAGUUCACAUGGGUAUAGACAGUUUAGGUUGGAGUUGCAGUUUGAGAAGGAUAGUUGUGAGGGUAGUUUAGAGGAAUUAGAGAUGCCAGUUGAGAUGAGAAAACCUAUGUUUCCGAGAACUGAAAUUGGACCUAGGGAGGAUAGGAGUGGAAGUAGCCUGAGUGGAAAUGGAAAUGGAAAUGGUGAUGGUGGGAUGACAGGUGAUUCGGCUUUGGUGAUGCAGCGAAGACGAUUGGCUGCGUUGCAGAAACAACAUGAUGUUAUCCCAUCAUUGAGAGGCGAGGGCUUGAAGUCGAGUUCUUGGGCUGAUGAAGUUAUUGAGGACUCGGGAGCAAAUACCGCAAUUGAAGUAUCUGGUCGUCAAACUGAGGAAAUCACAACUUCGAAAAACAACAAAGAUCUCGAAGAAAAAAAUACUCUCAGAUCUCAACCACACCAAACACAUUCCAGCACAGAUUCAACAUCAUCAACACUCAUCGGACCUUCAACUGACGCACCCAUCAAAGACGAAGAUAUCGCCCCCGUCACCCCCAAACCUGGACCUCGCAUCCUAACUGGAAAACAAUAUCUCCUCGAAUUUGCCGCUGCCGCUAAAGGUCAUGAUACAUCAACACCUACAUCAACAUCUACAAACCCAAACCCAAACACAAGCCCACCAAUAUCAGCAACAACACCCAGCUCCAAUACCUCCACCCCUCGACCCCACCUACCUCGCCUUACCCUCUUCACCACCUCUCUCCCUCCCCCUCCCACCAUCACCAGUAAAUCCCCCGACCCCGAGCCCAGCUCUGCAGAAUACAGUCUUCAUUCAUUCGCUUCAUCAGCUGUUUCUGCCGUUUCUGCCGGAGAUAAUGAUUCGCCUCUGGAUUCUUUUCCCACGGAACAUACUCUGGCUCAUAUCCAGGUCCAGGCUCAAAAUCCUGCUCAGGCUGCUGGAAAAGCGAAAGGUGCUCCUGGUACUUUGUCUGAUUUUGGAGGACGUUCGCUGUUCUCGGCUGCUGGGCAUCCUGUUGAGGCUGUGGAUUCUAGUCAAGCUAUUCAACCUAUACAAGCUAUUCAACAUAGUGUCUCAAACCCAGUAACCCGCGCCCUCAAUACUGGUACUGGUACUGGCAGGAAAUUACCGGUAGUCAAUAAUGUGGAUGCAGAUACGAACGUAUAUUUUAUGCCAGGAGCAGAUACUGAAAAGGCGAUACUGGAUAGUGAGGUUGGGAGUCCGAGGCUGAGUUUGAGUUUGAGGGGCGAGGAUUGUGAUCGUGAUUGUGAUCGUGAUCAGGGCCGGGAGGAGAAGAUUUUAGGGGGAGUGAAUCAGGUGUUUUCUGAGAGGGUGGGGGUGGGGGCAGAUGGUGGUGGUGGUGGAUAUGUUGAGGGUGGAGUGAAGGAUGGAGGGAAGGAAAUUGGUGGGAAGGUUAUGGGUAUGGGUGAGGGUAAGGGUGGAGAGAAGGAAAAAGGAAACGAGGGAAAUGCAAAGGUACAAAAACAUGAAAAUACGAAGAUGAAGAUGAAGAUGAAUCCUGAUGAGAUUGAUCUGGAUCUGGGUCUUGAAUCUGAUGGGGAUGUGGCGGAUGUGGCGGAUGUGGAUGCGGAUGCGGAUGAAAAUGAGGGGCUUUUUCAAAAGGAGCUGUGUGUUCAGUCUAUAGCUAAGACUGACGCUACGACUAAGACUAAGACUAAGGCGGAGAUGGAUAUUUCUGAGGUUUCUGCUGCGUCUGCUGCGUCUGCUUCUUUAGCUGAUGCUAAGGAGGGUAUGGAGGGUAAGGAGGGUAAGGAGUCCAAGUUAAUUUCUUAUCGUGAGGGAGUUGAGGAAGGAGAGGAAAUUAAGAAAAUUAGGGAGGGGAAGGGAGGGGAAAAGCGGAUUUGA